Molecule: messenger RNA, 1427 nt
Organism: Choloepus didactylus (southern two-toed sloth)
Lineage: Eukaryota; Metazoa; Chordata; Mammalia; Pilosa; Megalonychidae
Gene: AKR1E2
Product: aldo-keto reductase family 1 member E2
Exons: 10
Coding region: 66-971 (301 amino acids)
Cellular component (GO): cytosol
Molecular function (GO): aldose reductase (NADPH) activity
Source: RefSeq, a predicted model, not a curated record
GCGGGUCAGCCGGAGCAGCGCGCGGCCUCGUUCUGGAAUAUCCGCGGCACCUGAGACCGGGAGCCAUGGAGAAGAUACCCGGCCUGGGACUCGGGACCUGGAAGGCCGCUCCAGGAGAAGUGAUGGAGGCAGUGAAAGUGGCAAUAAAUGCUGGAUAUCGGCACUUUGACUGUGCCUACUUUUACCACAAUGAGGGUGAGGUUGGAGAAGGGAUUCAAUGUAAGAUCAAGGAGGGCCUGGUGAAACGGGAGGACCUGUUUGUUGCCAGUAAGCUCUGGUGUACCUGCCACAAGAAGUCCUUGGUGAAAACAGCAUGCACCAAGAGUCUAAAGGCCUUAAAAUUGGAUUACCUGGACCUCUACCUCAUCCACUGGCCCAUGGGUUUCAAGCCUGGGGAUAAAGACUUGCCUUUGGAUUACAAUGGCAUGAUCGUGCCCAGUGACACGGACUACCUAGACACAUGGGAGGGCAUGGAGGACCUGGUGACCGCUGGGCUGGUAAAAGCUAUUGGGGUUUCAAACUUCAACUAUGAGCAACUUGAGAGACUUUUGAACAAGCCUAACUUGAGAUUCAUGCCAAUAACUAACCAGGUUGAGUGCCACCCAUAUCUCACUCAGAAGAAUCUUCUUAGUUUUUGUCAGCCCAGAAAUGUUUCCAUAACUGCUUACAGUCCUCUCGGUGGUUCGAGUUCAGGGGUUGAUGUGAUGGAUGAUCCUGUGAUUAAGAGGAUUGCACAGAAGUACAAUAAGUCGUCAGCUCAGGUUUUAAUUCGAUUCCAGAUCCAGAGAAAUGUGAUAGUGAUUCCCAAGUCUGUCACUGUGAAGCAUAUUCAAGAGAAUAUCCAGGUGUUUGAUUUUGAGUUAAGAGGACGUGAUAUGGAUGACAUCCUCAACCUAGACAGGAAUUUCCGAAUGGCCAGAUUCCCCAUAGCUACAAAUCACAAAGACUAUCCCUUCCAUGUCCCAUUCUGAGAAUGCCUCGCGUAUUCUUCAUUUCCUUCUCAGCCCACACAAACUGAUGUUGACCCUUCUGAAAACAUUCUUUUCCAUUCUACCUGUGCAAGGGGCUCUGGGCUUAGAGUGACAGAGGCAGCUUUGGCUAGCAAUGGGAGGAACAGAGAUUGAUUUGGAUUUUUCUCUGAGAAAUGGGAAGAAUUCCACGUGUCUAAGUGAUGGAAAGCAGGUCCAAGAAGGAAGAGUGGUGAGAGCAGGGACUGCUCUGUGUUACAGUGCCCAACUCUGCUUGCGUGUGAGUGUGUGGGUGACUUUCUAAAACUAAUAAAGGGUGUUUAUGUCAGUUCCUUUAGUUCUUUGGAUUUAGUAUUCCCAAAUAAAGUUUCCUCUUUCCAUUGGAGAAUCCAUAUUGUUCUUAAAACAUGUAUUGAGGACAGAUGAGUAGAAUAAUGGGGACAAAAUGUAAAUGAAUAA